AUGUGCAUGUGGUGUACCCAUAGCAUUUGCUAUGGAUUCCAUCGCAUCCCACACAUUGUUGUAUACAAUUUUGCUUGUGCUUUGGGCCCUUAUUGCAUGACUAGGGAAUCCAAUUAUUUUGCAGAUACAUUGUCCGUUGUGGAUGGCUUCUAUGGAAAAGGACACACAAAAUGCUCCCCUGCGGCAUUUCUUACCAUGUAUGCUCAAGCCGAUCCACAUCUUGCAAAAUUCAAUUCAAGUUCAGCUGAAUGUGGUAAUAGUGCACUCAAACAAAUUUGCAAGUCAGUCAGUUACAUGUCACAAGACCAAGCAAUACUCUACACAAAAGUCUUUAUAUCAAUUUGGAAUCAUCUUAAGAUAAGGAAAAUGCUAGGUGUAGACUGA
Messenger RNA from Serpula lacrymans var. lacrymans S7.9, 384 nucleotides. RefSeq lists its product as uncharacterized. Bases 1 to 384 code for a protein of 127 amino acids. The transcript has 2 exons. NCBI's taxonomy places the organism in Eukaryota, Fungi, Basidiomycota, Agaricomycetes, Boletales, Serpulaceae. The record is from RefSeq and is a predicted model, not a curated record.